AUGUCGGAUAUUAACUCAAAUUCUUAUGACCCAUAUCAUCAUCCACAACAACACCAACAAGAAUCACAAUAUCAUCCACAACAACAACAACAACAACAACAACAACAACAACAACAACAGGAAUAUUAUAAUCAACAACAUCAACAAGAAUCACAAUAUCAACAACAGUCUCCACCACAACAACAAUAUGAUAACCAUCAACAUCAUCAACAAGAUUUAAAUCAAGCACAUAAUAGUGGACAUGGCCGUAGUCAUAACAGUGGACAUGGUCAUAGUCAUGGUAAUAAUUAUAGUGGAUUACCACACUUAAGAACACAAGUUGGACAUGCUCAACCUUAUUUUUCAUCUUAUAAUGAAUUAAAUAAUAGUGGUGAUAUUUCAAAUAGUAAUAAUAAUAAUAAUAAUAAUAAUCAAUAUAAUUAUAAUAACAAUAAUAAUAAUAAUAAUUAUAAUAAUAAUAUAAAUAAUAAUCAAUUUAAUAGUAGUGUAUAUAAUAAUAAUAAUAAUAAUAAUAAUAAUAAUAAUAAUGAAUUUAGUAUUGAUGGUAAAAGUGGUAUUACAAUUAAACAUUUAUUAAAUAAUUUAAAUAGAGAUAGCGAUGCUAAAAAAUUAGCAGCUUGGAUAAGUGUAAUGUUAGUAUUUACAAUCUAUGAAAUAUUUUAUGGUGCUUAUUUAGAGAGUUUAGGUUUAGUUAGUGAUGGUUUUCAUGCAUUAUUCGAUUGUAUUGGUAUGGGUAUAGCUUUAUUGGCAAUGUUGGUUGGUAAAAGAGGUAUCUCUAAUCAAGAGUAUACCUAUGGUUAUGAUCGUUGGGAAGUUUUAGGUACUUUUUCAAAUGGUUGUUUCCUUUUAUUUGUUUCUUUCUUUUUAUUUUUAGAAUCAAUUGAAAGAUUAUUAGAACCACCUCAUAUUCAUAAUCAUGGUAGAGUUAUGUCAUUAGCAACAAUUAGUUUAAUUAUUAAUAUUGUUGGAGUUUUAUUUUUUAAACAAAAAUCAAAUGAAAGAAAACAACAAUCAUCAAUUAGAAGUGAAAAUCUAUUAACAAUUUCCCAUCAUAUUCUCGUUGAUAGUUGUACAAGUUUAGGUGUAAUUUUAUCUUCUUUAGUUGGUCAAGCUUUUGGAUUAGAAAUUUCAGAUUCAUUAAUUUCAAUUAUUAUUGCAUGUAUUAUAGUUUAUAAUGCUUUACCAAUUUGUAUUAAAACAUCAGCAAUUUUACUUCAAACAACACCAGAUCAAUUGAAAAUUAAUAUAAAUAAUGCAAUCAAAGAUAUUUUAGUUAUGGAAGGUGUUAUAGAUGUUACAGAUAAACAUUUUUGGUCUCAUUCACCUGGUAAUAUUAUUGCAACUGUUAAUUUAUUAACUAAAAAGAAUUGUGAUGAUUUCACUUUAACUCAAUCAAUUAGAAAUAGAUUAUCUUUUGUUCAAGAUUUAACUAUUCAAUUAGAUAAAGAAGGUAAACAUAAUAGUCAUAGUCAUGGUGGUGCUCACCAUCAUCCUCAUGAACAUAAAGAAGAUAAGAAAUCUCAUAAUCAUAGUCAUGGUCAUAAUCAUGGUCAUAGUCAUGGUCAUAGCCAUGGUGGUAAUGAUGACCACGAACAUGGAGAAAAUUGUGAUGAAGAACAUGAACCAGUUCCAAAAUAUCAAGUUCAACCAACUUCACCUUUCUCAAGUCAUUAUACUGAUAUUCAUAGUAAUAAUACUCCAAUUCCUUUAUACAAGAGCGAGCAAGAUGAUGAAGAUGAUGAAGAUGACUAUGAUCACGACGAACAUCACCAUGACCAUGAUCACGACGAACAUCACCAUGGUCAUAGUCAUAAUUCCUCACAUUCCCACGCUCACAAUCAUUAA
Messenger RNA from Dictyostelium discoideum AX4, 1845 nucleotides. RefSeq lists its product as hypothetical. Gene Ontology annotation, biological process: transmembrane transport; intracellular zinc ion homeostasis; zinc ion transport. Gene Ontology annotation, cellular component: membrane. The coding region runs from base 1 to 1845 and encodes 614 amino acids. Lineage: Eukaryota; Evosea; Eumycetozoa; Dictyosteliales; Dictyosteliaceae. The transcript is spliced from 3 exons. Gene Ontology annotation, molecular function: zinc ion transmembrane transporter activity; monoatomic cation transmembrane transporter activity. The record is from RefSeq and is a predicted model, not a curated record.